This is a messenger RNA of Dendrobium catenatum, 1376 nucleotides long. RefSeq names its product haloacid dehalogenase-like hydrolase domain-containing protein Sgpp. The transcript is spliced from 5 exons. Lineage: Eukaryota; Viridiplantae; Streptophyta; Magnoliopsida; Asparagales; Orchidaceae. The record is from RefSeq and is a predicted model, not a curated record. Bases 193 to 927 code for a protein of 244 amino acids.
UCAGUGGAAACCGGGAAGAUUCGCCGAGUAGAUUCCGCGAAUCUCCUCAUCGGCCCUCCUCUCGUUUCCUCGCCUUGUCCGUCUCUCUCAACUCAAUUUGUUCUUCUUUUCUGGGCAUUUGCAUCACUUCCUUCCGAGAUCUUUCUUGAACUAAAAAAAAGAAGAAAAAAAAUUCAUCCUGAAGACGAUAAGAUGUCUGUAUCAUCCAACGAUCACUCGUCAGGGAGAAAAUCUUUGCCAGAACUUGCUCCACUUGAAGCUGUGUUAUUUGACAUUGAUGGUACACUCUGUGAUUCAGAUCCUAUUCAUUACCAUGCCUUCCGUGAGAUGUUUAUUGAGAUAGGCUACAACAAUGGAAUCCCCAUUACUGAGGACUUCUAUGUUGAAAAUAUCAGUGGAAAACACAAUGACUAUCUUGGCAAAGCCUUAUUCCCAGAUUGGAGCUUUGAGAAAUGUGCAAAAUUCUUAGAUGACAAAGAGGCAAGUUUUCGAAGGCUUGCUCCUCAGCAAUUGAAGGCUGUGAAUGGUCUAUAUAAGCUAUGUAAAUGGAUCGAGGAUCAUGGAUUGAAAUGUGCAGCGGUGACUAAUGCUCCAAGACUUAACGCUGAACUAAUGAUCUCCAUUCUUGGACUUAGUGACUUCUUUCAAGUUAUUGUAUUAGGAUGUGAGUGUGAAAGGGCCAAACCAUUCCCUGAUCCUUAUUUAAGAGCUCUUACGGAACUCAAUGCUUCCCCUAAACAUACAGUUGUUUUUGAGGAUUCUGUGUCUGGUAUCGAAUCUGGAGUGGCUGCUGGUCUGCCUGUAGUAGGUGUGACUACCAGGAAUCCAGAGCAAUCACUCAUAGAUGCUGGAGCCUCCUUGCUCAUAAAAGAUUUUGAAGAUCCAAAGCUUUGGACAGCUAUUGAGGCAAGCCUCAAACAGGAAUAAAUACAAGCCUGAGAUACUCUUCGCUUGAAAAUAUUAUUAUUUUAUUUCUUUGUUACCUAUUACUAAGGCCUAGUUUGGGACGACUUUCUUAUUCCUUAAAUAGAUUUCUAGUACAAAAAAUUUAAUUUUUGUACUAAAAAUUUACUUUAAGAAGCAAUAAAAAAACCGUCUCAAAUGGAACCUAAAUCAUGACAUAAGAGGGUUCACAGCUUCAAUCACUUAGAAGAAAAUUGUAUAAUCAACGCAUGAGAUUUUCUGUCGAUGCAGAUCUCUGUAUUUCAAAGAGGUCUCUUUAUGGGCUGUAAUCAUUUGUAAUGCUAAAUAAAAAAAUGAAUUUUAUACUGUUAAAGUAUUAUUCAUAGAAAUCUUCAUGUUGUAUGAGCCAUCUGACAUAAAUAUGGAUAAAAUACAUUAUAUAUAUUAUAUAGGUAUCUGGUUUUAUGGAGCAA